AGGAAAAAGUUUUUUUGUUGCGUUUUUAUUGAAGAUCACUUUCUCGUCUUUCGAGCUGUUGAACGAAAAUUAUUCAACGAAAGAAAUGAUGGUCUCGUCUAGUAUGAGUUUACUGGCGGUCGGAAUAGCUUCUGGAAUUUUUCUUUACAUCAGCCUUCGAUCGAGGAAGAAUUCGAAGGCGAAGGAAACGAAACGAGUGGUCCUCGACAGACGUUGCGCCUGUUGUUUGGCAUCGUUUCUUAUCGACCGUGGCGUGCGUUGCAGUGAUUGCGGCGCCCGGUCCUGUAGGAAGGCCUGUUCGCGUUGGGACACAUCCGACAAUGCCUGGCACUGCAUAUUCUGCCAUCAACAAAGAUCGUGGUUGAAGAGGAAUGAUAACUGGUUCGAUAAUUUCGGUGGCAUGGCGAAUGAGGAGGAACUGCAUAGCGUCUUUAGCAUCGCCAAAUCGCGCCUUUAUGUUGCAGGAAAUGCAGCUGCAAUUUCCAACGUGGAGCAGAUUCAGGAGGAUCGGGAAGAGAGACGCAUGGUGUACGCGAUCCAAAAUUUUGUCGAAAAGAUAAUCGAUGGUCUCGUUGAGAACAUAGACGAUACGCCAAUCGAUCGACUCUACGAGGACCUCGAGUACGACAGAUUUCUGGAGGAACAUCGUCCACCAUUGAUCGCCGCUCUCAUUCGAUUGACUACCUGUUUGAAAGCGUCCCUUACGAACAAACCAUCUACGGAUCCGCCAGCUAUGGCGCAUGCGGCGCUCAGAGAGAUCGUCGAGAAAGCCGUCGAGGAAGCUCGGAAGUUGCCAGGAUUAAAUGCAUCCGAAGACGCAGAGCAACCUCAAGAAGAACGCGCCGUCACGGAUGAUAGUUAUGAGGAUCUCCUCGCCACCGCGAUACUCAAUAAGGUUAUCGAAAAAUAUCAAAGAGAACGAGUUGACGGUAACAGCAACGUUCUACACGAUACAAAUUCGCCUAAAGCAAAAUAUACCGCAAACGACAGCAAGCAUAGCCUUGAGGAAGAUGUGGCGAGUUACGCGUCCGACCAUCUCGAGUGCAACGGUGAUCAUAGUGCGUCGAUCAGGAGGAAUGAAGAUCAUCAUAAACCGGUGUCCUUUACGAUGGAAGAAAGAAUCGAGGAAGUAACCACAAUCACGUCGGACGAUGAUGAACUUCGAGACAACGGCGCCUUGGAAUUCGGUUGCAGCCGACGCGUACCGUUUCCAGAAUACGGGAUGGACAUCAUUGACCCUCCGCGAGAAUUAUCCUCGCCAUCGCCGUCAUCAUCGUCAGAUUCUUCAGAUUUAAAUCGCAACGAAUAUCCGCCAGUCAGGACGAAACGUCACGCCACUGGUCACACGAUGGAUAUAGUCUCGCCAAUCGAGUCUUGGGAGGAUAAUUGGUUAUUUCAGAAGAAGAGGAACUCCCGAUCGCAGCCAGACGCGGUUGCUAUGUUAGUACCGAGCUCUAACGCAUAUUACAAGGCUCUGAUUGGCGAUCGGGAUGCUGAGGACACGUCCGAUUUAUCCGAAUGUUCCUCUACGAAAUCUGACGAAGAGAUCGAAAAGGAACUGAUGGAGGCGAUCAACAACGUGAUUCCGAGAACUCCCAGGAUCUCCGAAAGUGACGCGACAAAUGAUCAGAUAGAAAAUCAUCAGGAAGGAACAAGCAAGACGCAAUUCGAAAAAGACAAGAUCGAUACCUGUCAAGUGAUUAAGAAAACUGAAAAGAAUGCAACUGCUUGCGAGAGUUACGAUGAAAAAAAUGACGAGGAACACUUGAAGACUUCAGAAAAGAAAACAGCCAAACGUGAAGAUGAUAAAGAAAAACGAAAUGAAAGUUCGUUUAUGUCGAUAACAGUAGCAAAGGGAGAUAACGAAGCCAAAGAGAAGCCUAAAGAUACGGUCGAAUGCAGCAAAAAGAUAACCGCGACCGCGGUGGAAAGUUCUAUACAAAAGGAAGUAAAGAUGAAAUCUGAGAAAUCGAGUGAGAGGAGCUAUCGAGGGGAAAACGUCGCGGACGAAAAUGAAGAACAACGAGAGAGCGAAUAUACCGAACAUUACGACACCGCGAUCCAGAGACAUUUGGACAGUUUAACGAAGAUUGAAGUUUGCUCUGGAGAGAGCGAGGCAAUCGAUGGAACGAGAAAAAUGACGGAUGAACAGCUUAGAAAAUCAGAGACCAAUUCAAUCGAACAACCAAAAAGUGAACAUUCAGAAGCCGAAGUCCACCAAUUGUCUUAUGCAACAAUCGACAAGAAUCACGUCGACAUGAUAAGUGAAAAUGAUCCAUUAAGCACCCCUCCACGACCAGGCACAAUAGCGGAACGCGAGCACAAAAAAUGGGAAAACGCUCCACCGAUCGAAAACAAUCCCUACAGCGAGGAGAGCAUACGAAAGCGAUGUUUGGAAAGACAAUAUUCGAGAAAUUCGGAUAUUUCAGGAGCCCAUUACGAGUUAACAAAACUGAACGAAGUGAGUCUGGAGACACUGACACCUGGUCGACCGGACAUCAAACGAUUCGGCAGGGAUUACUAUAUCAACCAAUCGAAGGUAGCCAGUGGAGAACGACAAGAACGGACCAGAUCGGCGAUGUCCUCGAUGUCGAGUAGACCCAGCAGCUCGCUGUCCCAGCAAUCGAGCUGCGCCGACGAUGAACAACACGAACGACAGGUGAGUCAUGACGAGCUCAAGCAAUUUGAGGCAGCUUCGCUGCGCGACAGUAUUCCUAGACGAUGCUGCCGCGAUCCCCUCGCCAGUCCACACUUCGCGAUCAACCCUCUCUUACAUCUGGAGUCCGCGAGCGAUCAAUUGCACCACGAUGACGGCGAGCGAGUCGAGACUCUCGUAGGAAACGAUGUUCGAAUAAUAUGCCCCGAAAAAAAAGAAGGCAAGAAAGGAGACGCGAGGGAUGAUCGAGGAUCUAAGAAUUUCGAGGAGUCGAAUGUAGGAGCUAUUUUUGAAGAGGACAGCUACGUCCUGGCGCAGAGCCUGAAGGUCAACUCUCCGAAAUCAGUAUCGAUGAACUGGAAUCGAUCUUGGGACAAUCACCAAAGCGAGGAACCGAUAGUACCGCGGUACGAUAUUCGUGCAGAAUCGCCGGGCGAUCGAGACGAUCACGACUCCGGAAUGUGCUCCAUCGGAUCUCGCGACUCGGAGAGCAGCGAACGCGAUCGCUGGCGACAGUUGUUUCGGUCGACGGAUAAUCCCCAUGGUAGUGGGCAAAUAUCUUCGGUCGGCGGCAGGAGAUUUUGGACCACCGGCGGAUACAAGUACCACACAUUCGGUGGCAUCAGGAUCCGACCGAAGAAAGCGGAGAAUCCCGACGACGACCUCGAAGAUGAAUCUACCUCCCCGGAGGAUCCGUUCGAGGAUCGCAGUCCGGAAUUUGCAAAAUUGAAGUUUCAAACCUUUGGCGGAAUUAAGAGAAGCAGGAAGAUCGACAGUAGAAGAAUUCCGAACUACAGAAGGAUCCGAUUGAGGCCGAUCCUGCCAGAAGUUACAUCUGUCGUUCCCGGUUGCGAUCUUAUUAAGAAAGAAGGAUCGAUGAAUCUCAAAUUGUAUUCUAAUUUCUCAGGAAAUUGCGAUCAGCCAACAAAUUGGAAUCGUUCCGUAAGUUUGGAAGGAUUCGCUAGUUUUGAGCACUCGACGAGCUCCACUUUCGAAGAGAGCGACUGGCAGGAUGAGAAAAAUGACAUCACGAAUAAUCGGAUAUCCGUGGGAUACCCACAAAUUGGACGCAGUAGAAAUCGGACAAGCACUUCCAGAACUAACUCCAUGACAAAACGCAAGACUUUGAUUCGUAAGAACAUAAAUUCGUCUCCCCUCUGGUCCUUGCCGAAUGAGGACGAUGAGUGGCAGGAUGAGAUCGAUUGUGUUUCCGACGAAAUUAUAAUGAACAAGUUCCUAAAGGAUGUCUCGAGGAGGCGGAAAGCGAGCGUAUUCAACAAUGACAAUAUCGUAGCGCGAGGAAGAGAAAGAUCUGGAAGGCGUCGAGAAAUUCUUGAAAACGAUAACAGCGAAAAGUUAGAGAAAUCGAUAAACAGAAAUACUAAAAGAGAUCUAAAAAAUUCAAAGGAAUCUCAAAAAGAAGAAAAUGAUCAUAAUAAAACACAAUGCAAGAAGUUGUAUGUGAGAAGUUUGAGUGACAUCACGAUAUGGUGAUGAUAAAGAGAAAGGCUGACUUCAAAAUGAAAUAAAAAUCGAUGUCUCGAAAUGAAAGAAUGUACACGAUAUUAAUAAUCAUGACGUUAUUGCCAUAAAGAAGUAUCGUGAGAAGUAUAGAGUUAUAUACUUCAACUGAAAUAAUCUUAGGAUGUCUUUGCCAUAUUAUAUCUCAAAACAAAUUCUUAUUUUAUUUUUGUAAAAUUCUUAUCACGAUUGAUGAGAAAAGUUGGGGGACAAUACACUUCAAAAUGAAUUGGUUAUUAUGGAAUCCAUUGUAUCAAAACUCAAAUGAAGAAAUUAUGAGAUUCUACUUCGAAACAAUGCGAAUCUUAGAAAUUCAGAAUGCGAGCUGCAGUGCGAUAAUUGGUGGAUCCAGCUAACGAUUGUAAAAAAAUUAUUAAGAAUAAUUUAUAGUUAUAAUAUUAUAUGUGGUUGAUGUAUAUUUUUUUUUGAUGUUAUAAUGUACCUGAGAAAAUGCGAAUGCAUUCGUGCCAAUAUCGUAUCGCUCCGUGGCUAUAUUCUUUGAGAUAAGAAUAUCAUGGCGCAAUGCGCUAAUUUAUUAUGUUAUAUACAGGAUUAACGAUUGAAAGUGCAUAUUUAUAAUAGUUGCAAGUGGCUAAUAAAUACGGGUGUAUAAAAAUCUGAGCUUUCAUCACGAUAUGCCGACCUUCCGCUCCUAAACAGAUUUCUUAUUUAGAUGUUCA
Trachymyrmex cornetzi is the source of this 4857-nucleotide messenger RNA. RefSeq lists its product as uncharacterized. The record is from RefSeq and is a predicted model, not a curated record. The coding region runs from base 86 to 4150 and encodes 1354 amino acids. Lineage: Eukaryota; Metazoa; Arthropoda; Insecta; Hymenoptera; Formicidae. The transcript has 14 exons.